AUGGUUACCUCAACGUGCUUAAUGUGGGUCGCAGGGGAAGAAAGGGAAGGAAGAGCGGAGCAAAUCCAAGUAGAGGACCCUGAAACCGGAGAAAUCUUUGCUCAUUGCCACGCUGCCUCUGUCGAAGAUGUUGAUGAGGCCGUCAGACACGCCCAUGCUGUCUUCAAAUCUGGAACUUGGUCCAGAGCUCCUCGCCAUCUGCGCGCCGAGGUCCUGGAUAAGAUCGCAGGUCUUUUGAUCAAAAAUCUCCCUAGACUCAUCGAGCUCGAGGUACGGCAGACAGGACGAGCUAUCCGUGAGAUGAAUGCCCAGGUUCCGACGCUUGUGAAAUGGUUCAAGUAUUACGCAGCUCUUAUCCGGACUGAAGAACGGGUUGUCCUUCCAACGACGGGCAUGCUUCACAAUUGGAUUGAUCGAAAGCCGCUUGGAGUCGUUGCACAGAUUACUCCAUUCAACCAUCCGCUUCUCAUUGCCGUGAAGAAGAUUGCCCCGGCUCUGGCGGCUGGGAACUCGGUUAUCUUGAAACCCUCCGAGCUCACGCCCUUAACUUCGAUUGAACUGGGGAAGAUCAUGAAAGACGCCGGCCUUCCAGAUGGAGUUUUCACCGUACUACCCGGGCAUGGCGCAACGACCGGGAAAGCUGUCGUCGGGCAUCCUCUUAUCAAGAAGGUCGAUGUGACGGGCGGCACACCUGCCGGAAGAUCCAUCGGUGCUAUUGCGGGGCGUAAUUUGGCGCACUUUACUGCCGAGCUUGGGGGAAAGGCGCCACUUGUCGUGUUCGAGAAAGCUGAUGUUGAUUUGGCAGUUAACGGGAUUGCAUUCGGGUCAUUUGUUGCUUCAGGUCAGACGUGCGUAGCGGCUACCCGAAUCAUCGUUCACAACACUAUUCUGUCGGAGGUGGUUGAGAAGCUGCAAAAGAAAGCGGAAUCCAUCGAGCGUAGGAUGGGCUCACCAAAGAACGUGGAAUCUAUGAUGGGGCCUUUAAUUUCUGCAAAGCAGCUGUCAAAUAUGCGGAUACUAGUCGACAGUGCUGUGGAGGCCGGGGCCAAAGUCGUAGCAGGUGGCCAGAAGAUGAAUGGUAUAUCGGCUUUAGAUCAAACAGACUUUUCGAAAGGCUACUUCUAUCCUCCCACAAUACUUGUGGAUGGCGACUCCACUAAGAUCGUAGACACGCGAAUAUGGAAGGAGGAGGCAUUCGGACCAGUCAUUGUGGUCGUUGGUUUUAAUACUGAAGAUGAGGCCCUUAACCUUGCAAACGACUGCGAUUUUGGUCUUGGAGCGGCUAUCUGGACGCAGGACCUCUCUCAGGCUUUCAGGGUAUCUGAAGGCAUCGAGGCUGGUAUUUGCUGGGUCAACACUCAUCAUCGGAACGAUCCAAGCAGUCCAUGGGGCGGCAUCAAAGACUCUGGUGUUGGAAGCGAGAAUGGCGUCGAUGCGUAUCAUGCUUAUACCACCACCAAGAGCACGAUUGUGAACUACGGUUCUGUAGAGGAAGGUUUGGCAAACGAUGACUGGUUUCGAGAGGGUACCGGCGAGGUGAGAUACGGAUAAGCAAAGCCAUCUUUUCAGGAGAAAUUCUUUACAUUGCUUCUUCAACCACUCGCCCGUCUCUUAUUAUGCCCCUGUUAUGUCAAGACCACCUCGGUUGCUCGCCUUACUGGGGGCUAACUCCGC
This is a messenger RNA of Lindgomyces ingoldianus, 1674 nucleotides long. RefSeq names its product aldehyde dehydrogenase-like protein. The transcript is spliced from 4 exons. The coding region runs from base 1 to 1551 and encodes 516 amino acids. Gene Ontology annotation, molecular function: aldehyde dehydrogenase (NAD+) activity. The record is from RefSeq and is a predicted model, not a curated record. Lineage: Eukaryota; Fungi; Ascomycota; Dothideomycetes; Pleosporales; Lindgomycetaceae.